This is a messenger RNA of Cimex lectularius (bed bug), 2300 nucleotides long. Its product is annotated as long-chain fatty acid transport protein 4-like. Gene Ontology annotation, molecular function: long-chain fatty acid transmembrane transporter activity; long-chain fatty acid-CoA ligase activity. The transcript is spliced from 11 exons. Lineage: Eukaryota; Metazoa; Arthropoda; Insecta; Hemiptera; Cimicidae. Gene Ontology annotation, biological process: triglyceride homeostasis. The coding region runs from base 298 to 2196 and encodes 632 amino acids. Gene Ontology annotation, cellular component: endoplasmic reticulum. The record is from RefSeq and is a predicted model, not a curated record.
UGGGUUAUUGAGUAUAAACAAUUUCAGAAGGUUAACUCCAGUCCUAUGUUCCAUUAAUAAAAUAAAAAACAAAAAAACAAAGCCACGAUUUUCUUUCGAACCAUUUUUUUGCAAUUACCGGGGAGCAAAAUUCGAUAAAUGGUCAUGUUUUAGGGCCGGCAAAAUUGAGUGGAAAAUAAAAGAGAAAGAGACGAGGAAAAGGUCAUGCCGUCGUCCAAAAGGGUAACCGGGCGAAACCAAUAAUCGGUCUUAUUUGUUAAUCCGCGACCCGUGAGACGUCGAGCGGUCGGAGAAAAAAUGAGCUUUCUCUCCGUCGGCCUCCCUUUGCCGAUUUUGGUCGGGGUCGCCUACGCGAUGGGCGUCAAGAACUUUUUGCUGGCGGCGAUCCCGAUCGUACUACUCUGGAAGUGGAGGCGAGUCUAUGUGAUUGUCAAGACUUUCCCGAGGGACGUGAGGUUCCUCUACAGGAUGCGGAGGCUUGUCUCGAAUACGAAGAGUUACGAAAAGGACAACAAGACCGUCGUCUCCGUCUUCCAAGAGAACGUACUCAAAAAUCCGGACAGGCCGAUUUACGUCCUAGGAGAUGAAGUAUGGACCUAUAAAGAUGUCGAUCAAUAUAGCAACAAAAUAGCUAACAUUUUUCAUAAAGCUGGGUUUGCCAAGAAAGACGUUGUUGCACUAAUGAUGCAAAAUAGCCCUGCAUAUGUGAGCAUUUGGCUUGGGCUGGCAAAAAUUGGUGUCAUAACAGCCCUUAUUAAUACAAACUUAAAAGGGCCCUCUUUAAAACACUGUGUCAACACUGCUUCCUGCAAGGCAAUAAUUUUUGCUGAUGAGUUUUUUGAAGUUGUCCUUGAGUCUUGUAACGACCUGAAGUUGUAUCAGUCUAACGGUAAUCCUACUUCGAGCAAAGUCAUCAACUUAGAGAAAUUGAUGGCAGAGACUUCUAACGAACUGUUAGAAAAAAAAGAUAUAAUGUACACGGAUAAAUUGCUUUACAUAUACACAUCUGGUACGACUGGCAUGCCUAAGGCUGCAAUUCUCCCUCAUUCUAGGUAUAUAUUAGGAACAAUGGCAACUAUGUGUCUGCUCAAUGCUGAACGAUCGGAUAUUAUCUAUAACCCUUUACCGUUAUACCAUACUGCCGGAGGAGCUUUAGGUGUAGGACCGGCUCUUUUAGAAGGGCUCACAACAGUGCUUAGAGUGAAGUUUUCUGCCUCUGCUUACAUCUCGGACUGUAUAAAAUAUAAGUGCACCAUUGGACAGUAUAUCGGUGAAAUGUGUCGCUAUAUGCUUGCUACCCCGCCCAAGCCAGAGGAUACAAUGCAUAACUUGAAAUUUAUGAUAGGAAACGGGUUGAGGCCUGCUAUCUGGUCUGCGUUUGUCGAACGUUUUAGAAUUCCUCAAAUUACUGAAGUUUAUGGAUCUACUGAAGGAAAUGUUAAUAUAGCUAAUAUAGAUAAUACAGUUGGUGCUGUUGGCUCUGUUCCACAAUUUUUGCCAAACUCUCUUAUUCCUGUUGCUAUAGUAAAAAUCGAUAUGGAGACUGAAGAGCCAAUAAGAGAUUGUGAUGGACUAUGCAAAAGAUGUGAUAAAGAUGAGACAGGAAUGUUUGUUGGACUGAUCAAAAAUAACGAUCCUUCAAGACAGUAUCAUGGUUAUGUUAACCAAGCAGAUUCAAAAAAGAAAGUUUGGAGGGAUGUUUUCUCUAAAGGCGAUUCUGUGUUUGUAUCUGGUGAUCUUAUGUUGAUGGAUGAAUUUGGCUACAUUUAUUUCAAAGAUCGUACUGGAGAUACUUAUAGGUGGAAAGGGGAGAACAUAGCCACCAGUGAAGUUGAAGCGGUUAUCAGUUCAGUUGCAGGACUGAGGGAUUGCUCAGUCUACGGUGUAAAGAUAGGAGACUUGGAAGGCAAGGCAGGAAUGGCUGCGGUCGUCGAUCCUAACAAUCUGCUUGACUUGCAAAUGUUUACCAACGGUGUGGACAACUCAUUGCCGAUAGCUGCAAGACCGAUUUUCCUUAGAGUCCUUCCAAGCAUGGAAAUGACAGGCACUUAUAAGAUGAAGAAGGUACUGCUCCAAAAGGAUGGUUUCGAUCCAGACAUCAUCAAGGACAAGUUGUAUUUCAGGCAAGGCCCAACUUUCGUCCCCCUUACAAAAACACUUUACACCUCAAUCAUCAAUGGUGACAUAAAAAUAUAAACGGGAAAUAUGUGCAAAUUAUUAUAUUUUUUAAUUUUUAAUCAAAGGAGGCAUAUUGUUACCUGCCCCAAAAAAUCAAUACAAGGGUAUUAUUCAAAUUUAAA